UUUACGAUUCAAAAUUAACUUCCCGAUUCACGAUUUAAUUUGCCAAAGAGGUGGAUGAUGCAAAAGUGUGUAGUUUAGGGUUUAGGGUUUGUAAUACUAAUGUGUUUUAGAAGAAAGGGAAAAGGGGUUUAGGGUUUGGUCCAGAAUGCAUUUCCAACGAAAUUGGUGAGUUCUAAUCCAUUCUCAUUCCCCUCGCUUCUCUUCCCAUGUUUCAUUUUCUUAGCAGGAGCGUUUUUCCAACCACAAGAAAACUGGUUCUGUUGCAAAACCAAAACUACCAGCAAUGGAUUUCAUUGAAAUUCAUCUCCACCCCUUCAAAAGGAAACUCUUUUACAGCAUCAUACCUCAUUGACACUUGUGGGUUAUCACCGCAGCGUGCUGCUUCGUUUUCCAAACGCAUGAAAUUCGAAACCCGUGAAAAACCAGACCUUGUGUUUGAGUUCUUCAAGAACCAGGGUUUCUCACAAACCAUGGCCUUAAUUAUCAUCCAAUCUUUCCCAGGGAUCCUUCGAUCUGAUCCCAUUAAAACUUUGCUUCCAAAGAUUGAUUUUUUGAAGUCCAAAGGUUUUUCUAACUCUGACAUAUACAGCAUCAUAAGGGCUUGCCCUUCCAUCCUCAAUAGAAGCUUGCACAGAGAAAUUAUUCCCUGUUUUGAUUUCUUCAACAACUUGUUUCAUUGUAAGCACAAGUUCAUGAAAACUAUAAAACGUUAUUCCGGUAUUCUUGUUGACCUUGAGAACUGUUCAGAACUAAAUAUCAAAGUGCUGAGGGAAGGAGGAGUUCCUGAAUCACAUAUUAUAAGGUUUAUAGAAUACUUCCCUCGCACAUUGAAGUUUCCUCAUAAGCGGUUCAAGGAGUUAGUUCAGGAAGUGAAGGAAUUGGGGUUUGAUCCUUUGAAGUUGCAAUUUGUUGUAGUUGUUCAUAUAAAGCUAUGCAUAAGCAAAUCCACAUGGGCAAGGAAGGAAGGUGUUUAUAGAAAGUGGGGUUGGACUGAUGAUGAUAUUAGUGCAACAUUUAGAGUCUUUCCAUUUUUUAUUUCGGUUUCAGACAAAAAGAUUGAUGCUGUCAUGGAUUUUCUGGUGAACAGAUUGGGCUACAAGUCUGCUGAUAUUGCUAGGUGUCCAGCGGUAAUGUCUAUGAGCUUGGGAAACCGAAUUAUUCCAAGAGGUUCUGUUGUUCUAGUUUUGUUGUCAAAGGGUCUGGUGAGCAAGCUGAGCCUGGGUGCAAUAUUUAAGUGUAAUGAAAAGGUCUUCUUAGACAAGUUUAUCUCUUGUCAUGAGAAGGAAGCUGAUGAGCUGUUGAAGUUGUAUCGAGCUAAAUUGACUCUUACAGGGUGACUAGGAAUGAAUAUUGGUUCAAGGUAGUGAAUGAAAUGAAGUAAUGAUUACAGUGCCUACUCUCUGACCUUAAAUUGUCUUUUGGUGCAUUGUAUUAUUCAUCACUUUUUUAUUCUUGUUUGCUCCAAUUUAAAUGUCCAACAAAUCAAUUUUGAUUUUCUCUGUCUACAGUCUUAUUUUAGUUAUGUUUG
Messenger RNA from Gastrolobium bilobum, 1528 nucleotides. RefSeq lists its product as uncharacterized. Gene Ontology annotation, cellular component: chloroplast. Gene Ontology annotation, biological process: regulation of DNA-templated transcription; chloroplast organization. Lineage: Eukaryota; Viridiplantae; Streptophyta; Magnoliopsida; Fabales; Fabaceae. The record is from RefSeq and is a predicted model, not a curated record. The transcript has a single exon. The coding region runs from base 207 to 1337 and encodes 376 amino acids. Gene Ontology annotation, molecular function: double-stranded DNA binding.